This is a messenger RNA of Penicillium brevicompactum, 1434 nucleotides long. Its product is annotated as MFS transporter. Lineage: Eukaryota; Fungi; Ascomycota; Eurotiomycetes; Eurotiales; Aspergillaceae. The transcript has 6 exons. Gene Ontology annotation, molecular function: transmembrane transporter activity. Bases 1 to 1434 code for a protein of 477 amino acids. The record is from RefSeq and is a predicted model, not a curated record. Gene Ontology annotation, biological process: transmembrane transport.
AUGGAUGAUCGAAGACAGGCUUCUUUAGAGACCUCGCCGUCCACUCCAAAUUAUGACGUUGAUUGGGAUGGCCAUGAUGAUCCCGCCAAACCAAUCAAUUGGCCGAAAUGGAGGAAACGAGGCAUUAUUUAUGCAUUGUGCGCAAUGCGAUUUACAACGCCAUUCGCUUCAUCAAUGAUGACUCCGUCACUUUUGAGCAUUCAAGAAGACUUUCCAGCAGCUUCCAAAUCCCUGCUCAGCUUCUCGGUCUCAAUUUACAUCAUUGGAUUUGGGUUGGGGCCGCUCAUCCUGGCCCCUCUUUCAGAGAUACAUGGGCGAAAUGUGGUAUAUCACGUUUCGAAUAUCCUAUUCACAAUUUUCACUGCUCUAUGUGGCCUAUCACCUAGUAUUGGAGCGUUAUUGGCGUUCCGGCUAAUGGCUGGAUUCUUCGGCGGUGCGCCCCUGACAAAUGGUGGAGGAACAAUUGCUGAUAUUGUGCCCGUUGAGAAGCGAGGCUUGAUCAUGAGCGUAUUCUCUGCUAGCAUGCUGGCCGGCCCCACCCUUGGACCGGUGGCUGGUGGCUUUCUCGCCGAGGCCAAAGGUUGGCGCUGGAUAUUCUGGAUCCUCACAAUUCUUAGCGGAUGUACCACCAUCUUCAGUUUUGCUGUGCUGCGUGAGACCUACGGCCCCUUUUUGCUGCAACAAAAAGCCAAUCAGAUUCGCAAACAGUCAGGGGAUUCCCUCUACCAUGUCAAAGGACAGACAUAUAAGACCUUGGGGCAGCUUCUGAUAAUUGCAACUACCCGACCGAUACGAAUGCUGAUAAACCCGAUCAUCAUGGGAAUGUCCUUGUACAUGGCUGUCAUGUACGGUGUUCUCUAUGUUCUCUUCACAACAUUCUCUGUUGUCUUCCAAACUCACUAUGGGUUCAAAGAAGGCGUUGCCGGACUCUCUUACCUAGGGAUUGGAGUUGGAAGCGUUCUCGGAAUGAUUUUCUAUGGUUACUAUGGCGAUAGAAUCCAGUUGAAGCUUGCUGAGAAGCACAAGGAGUCGAAGCCGGAGUUUCGAUUACCACCAUUAAUACCAAGUUUCUUUGCUAUGCCAAUUGGCCUGAUCAUAUAUGGCUGGACGGCGCAGUAUCACUGUCACUGGAUCCUACCUAUCAUUGGGACAGGAUUCUGCGGCUUCAGCUUGAUGGGUUGCUUUGCUGCCAUUCAAUCGUACUUGGUGGAUGCCUUCACUAUUUAUGCCGCUAGUGCAUUGGCAGCCAACAGUCUUAUUCGAAGUCUUGCUGGCGGUUUAGUACCCCUCGGGGGACUGGGACUCUAUGAUAAGAUUGGACUGGGUUGGGGAAAUACUCUACUCGCAUUUCUUUCCUUGAUAUUCGGACUCUUCCCUUGGGUGUUUUAUAGAUAUGGAGAGCGGCUGAGGCAGGUUAAGAUUGGUUUGGAAUGA